GCAGUCUGUACGAGUCAAGUGUCGAGUCGGACCAGCUGAUGGAGCCGGGCAAAGACGAGAUCAAGGAUGGCCAGUGGCUCGGCGUGACGGUCCGCAGCGCCGGGGUCGGCGGCAAAGUCAUGGUCUGCGCUCACCGUAACAUCGUCAAAAACAAAGACUCCCAGUGGGGCCAGGGCAUGUGCUACAUAUUGACCCAAGACCUCAAGUUCUCCGAGCAAAAGAAGCCCUGCUCCGGCAAACCGACCAUCAGAGCACACGAGCAAUUCGGGUACUGUCAGGCGGGCACCAGCGGAGUGCUCACACCAACGGACGAUUACGUGGUGAUCGGCACCCCGGGUCCGCACACUUGGCGCGGCACCCUCUACGUCAUAACGGUCUCGGACGACUUUAUCGGCAAGGACACCGUAGUCUACAGCUCCCCCAUGCAGGAGGACUCGCCCGUAUCCAAGUACAGUUAUUUAGGCAUGUCGGUGACUGUCGGGGACUUUUUCGGCAACGGAUUGGCCUACGCUGCUGGGGCUCCCCGGUCCAACGGCACCGGCCAGGUCGUCCUGUUCACGCGUCACUUCCAAAAGCCCAUAAUGGAAGUGACGAUGAGCCUCAACGGCGAACAAUUUGCCUCGAGCUUCGGCUACGAGAUAGCGGCUGCCGACGUCAACGGCGACAAGUUGUCGGACCUAAUAGUCGCCGCGCCCUUUUACUACGGGAAAAAGGAGGGCGGCGCGGUUUACGUUUACACGAGGCUGUGCAAAAGUUCCCGGGAGAGCGACAAGUGCAAGCCCACCAAGUUGGUCGGUAGCGAGGAGUCGAGGUUCGGUCUCGCGCUGACGAAUUUGAAGGACAUCAACAACGACGGGUUCGAAGACAUAGCCGUUGGGGCUCCUUACGAGGGCAUGGGCACCGUGUACAUAUACCUCGGCUCGAAGAACGGACUGAUCACCACACCGUCGCAGGUGAUACAUUCGGAGAGUACCCCGGUGCCAUUGAAGACGUUCGGCUACUCGCUCAGCGGUGGCAUCGACAUGGACCUGAACGGCUACCCCGAUCUGUUGGUCGGAGCUUACGAGGAGAACGCGGUUGCCCUGCUACGGGCCAGGAGGAUCAUCGACAUCGUGACGUUUGUCCGGUUUCCCCAGAAGGACGGCUCUAGCAGCGACAGAAUGGAACCCAUCGACCCCAACAGGCUCGGCUGCCUCGAGAACCCAAACUCAAACUACACCUGCUUUUCGUUCGAGGCUUGCUGCAAGACUGCCUCGUACGUCAAAGAGGAGCACGUGCGCCAGUUGAGACUGACCUCGUACAUCGAGGCGGAGACUUACGCGGGGACGAAAAAGUUUUCUCGCGUCUGGUUCGGCAGCGGGAACAACCGGCCGCACUACAUCAGCCGCAUCGCCACCCUCGACUCGAAGAAUCUCAUCUAUUGUCAGAAGGAGGUGGUCUAUUUGAAGGACAACACGCGGGACAUUCAGUCGCCGAUCAAGUUCCGGCUGAACUACACGCUGAUACAAGAGGAGCCCAAAUUGCCGAGGGAGGGCGCGCCCCUGCCCGACAUCAACAACUACCCGAUCUUGAACCAGCAGGAGGCCGCGCGCGUCUUCGAGGCCACCUUCCAGAAGGAUUGCGGCAACAACGACAUAUGCGAGAGCGACCUCAGGCUCUCGGCCAAGCUGAACCUCCAGCCCUCGCCGACGCAAAAGAAUUACUACGAGUUGCUGUUGGGUGAGAGCGAGGAGCUCGUGGUGGACGUGAACGUGACCAACGUGGGCGAAUCCGCGUACGAGGCCCAAUUGUUCCUCGUGCACUCGCCGAGUCUCAGUUACAUCGGUACCAAGCAAAACGAUUCAGCUACCUGCAGUUUGCACAACACCACCGUCAUAUCCUGCGCGAUCGGCAAUCCCUUCAAGAAGAACAAGUCCCUCAGCGUGCAAGUGAGAUUCGAUCCCAAGUAUCUCGAGGACAGUGAAGUCAAAAUCGGGUUCAUCGCUUUCGUCAAUUCGACCUCGAAGGAGGUGAGCGCCAAGAAACCGACCCGCCUACAAGCCACCGUCCUCAAACGAGCCGAACUAUCUGUCAAAGGGAGUGCCAAGACGCAGUGGGCACUUUACGGCGGACCGGUUCUCGGCGAAUCGGCCGUUACGAAGCUCAACGACGUCGGGCCCAAGGUUGCCCACGUUUAUCAAGUGUUUAACGACGGGCCCUGGAAAGUCAGCGCGCUGGACGUUGUUAUAUCGUGGCCCUUCGAAGUCGCGAACGACAAGGCCCACGGCAAGUGGCUGCUGUACUUGGAGGACACGCCGAUCGUUCGAGCUCCAGGAGGGGAACGGAUUGGCGAGUGCCGCGUGCCAGCGGGUCGGGUGAACCCGUUGAAUUUACAGGGUAGUUUUGGCUUGGAGGACAUAGAUCCGCUCUUUUCGACCCAAAAGCCAAGGCCACUCGUCGAUCUCAACGAUACGAGCCAUGCUCGGAGAAAACGGGACACCGAAAAAGUCGUCACGACGAGGAUUGUCGUCGACAAGGAUGGGCAUCGACGCCACGUUGUCACAAUGAACUGUAAAGCAGGUACCGCGAAAUGCUUCGAGAUUACGUGUUCCAUUGUAAACCUGCAGAAGAAGGAGGAAGCAACGAUUAUUAUUAAAGCAAGACUGUGGAACUCGACUUUGGCUGAAGAUUAUCCAAAAGUCGAUAGAGUAAAUAUAGCAUCAAGUGCCAAAAUUAUCAUACCGCCUAACGUUGUUAUACAACAAAACAAUUUGACUGAUGAUUCUGCAGAGGCCAUAACGAUUGCGGAGCCAGAUCUAUUGGAUCAACAAGAACCCGAACCAGUGCCUAUUUGGAUUAUAAUCGUGGCUGUGGUAGCUGGUCUACUGCUGCUCAUUUUGCUUACCUUAAUUUUGUGGAAAAUCGGCUUUUUCAAGAGACGAAGGCCCGACCACACGCUGUCCGGUAACCUUCAGAAGCACAGAGACGAAAAUCCGGAAAACGAAGCUUUGGUCAAACACUCGACAAAUUUGCACUAAAAAUGUAUAGUUCAAGUUUACGGUUUAAAGGCUUUAAAUACUUUUUUGUUGGUAAAUUUAUUUUUUUUAUUGCAAAAAAAAAAAA
Copidosoma floridanum is the source of this 3102-nucleotide messenger RNA. RefSeq names its product multiple edematous wings (gene mew). The record is from RefSeq and is a predicted model, not a curated record. Gene Ontology annotation, cellular component: external side of plasma membrane; integrin complex. Lineage: Eukaryota; Metazoa; Arthropoda; Insecta; Hymenoptera; Encyrtidae. Gene Ontology annotation, biological process: integrin-mediated signaling pathway; cell-matrix adhesion; cell adhesion mediated by integrin. Gene Ontology annotation, molecular function: integrin binding.